Molecule: messenger RNA, 1778 nt
Organism: Oncorhynchus nerka (sockeye salmon)
Lineage: Eukaryota; Metazoa; Chordata; Actinopteri; Salmoniformes; Salmonidae
Product: XK-related protein 7-like
Exons: 4
Coding region: 16-1713 (565 amino acids)
Biological process (GO): apoptotic process involved in development; phosphatidylserine exposure on apoptotic cell surface; engulfment of apoptotic cell
Cellular component (GO): plasma membrane
Source: RefSeq, a predicted model, not a curated record
UUUCCUACAACAAACAUGGCAGCUAAAUCGGAUGGAGCAGCCGUGUCUGUGCGGAAUACCGACAACCUCGUAGCACCACCACCCCGAUCUAUUAUAGCAGACAAGCCCGACCAGGAUGCCUCUCCGUACCCCUAUGCCUCCAAGCCAUACUCGCUCCUGGACUGCUACUGGGUGAUGUGCGCCCUGUUUGUCUUCUUCUCAGACGUGGCCACCGACCUGUGGCUUGCCGCGGACUACUACCUGAGACGGGACUACUGGUGGUUCGGGCUGACGCUGGUCUUCGUGGUGGUUCCCUCCACCGUGGUUCAGGUGUUGAGUUUCAGAUGGUUUAUCUACGACUACACGGAUAACAGCGGUAGCAGCAGCGGUGCGGUAGGAGACGAGUUUAAUUUCAGCACCAAGGGCAGCGCCAACACCUAUGAAAAGCGCGGCGGUGACGGAUGCUCGUCGGCGAGGCUGGCUGGGACAGGGAGCGAGACUCGGAGAUGCUGCAGAGUGUGCGUGUGGUUUUUUCAGAGUACCCUUCACAUCCUCCAACUUGGCCAAGUCUGGAGGUAUGUCCACGCCCUCUACCUGGGCGCCCAGAGCCGUUGGCUCGGCAACCGCGGUCACUUCCACUGGAGGUUGAUGUUUGAGUGUGCUGACAUCACCAUGCUGAGGCUGCUGGAGGCCUUCCUGAAGAACGCUCCUCAGCUGGUGCUACAACUCAGCAUCAUUAUCCAUGCCAACCGGGUCCUGCCGCUGCAGGGUCUCUCUGCUUCAGCCUCCUUGGUCUCUCUGGCCUGGAUGAUAGCGUCCUACCAGAAGACUCUGAGGGACUCCAGAGAUGACAAGCUCCCGAUGUCCUACAAGGCUGUGAUUGUCCAGAUGCUGUGGCACCUCUUCACCAUCGGGGCCAGGACCAUCGCCUUCGCCCUGUUCGCCUCAGUGUUCCAGCUCUACUUCGGUAUCUUCAUCGUGAGCCACUGGUGCCUCAUGACGUUCUGGAUCAUCCAGGGGGAGACAGACUUCUGCAUGUCCAAGUGGGAGGAGAUCAUCUAUAACAUGGUAGUGGGCAUCGUCUAUAUCUUCUGCUGGUUCAACGUCAAGGAGGGCCGCGCCCGUUUCAGUAUGUGGCUCUAUUACUCGGUGACUCUGGUAGAGAACGUGUCUCUCACCGCGGCGUGGUAUCUUUACCGCGGGCCGAACACCUCGGACUUUUACGCCCUCGUCUUGGUGUGUGUGGUGGUUUGUAGCUACGCUCUGGGGAUCUUCUUCAUGUUGGGGUAUUAUUGUCUCCUGCACCCUGACGGGCCGGUGUCCGCGGCUCAGUGGGGGGUGUGUGUGGAGGACGGGGGGUUGAUGGUGGAGUCCUGUGUGACCCCAGCCGAUGCGUCCCCCCUCCCUCCUCCGGAUAUGCUCACCAGCCCCCCUAGGACCCUAAGUAGGACUGCAGGUGCGGACCGGGGCGAGGUGGUACCAGGAGAUCUAGUUGUGUUCCAGGUUAGAUCCACCUCUCCGGCCAUGGCCCUCCGGACCCUCAGGACAGAGCAGCCUGUGAUCAGGAUAGACUUGCCCAGAAAGAGGUACCCUGCCUGGGACGCUCACUUCAUCGACAGGCGGCUGCGGAAGACCAUCCUGGUUCUGGAGAACACGUCUCCGGUCACGCCCAGGAUCCAAUACCGCAGCCUGAGAAAUCCUAAGGAGGUUAUGGAGUAUGAGACUACCGUGUAAUGUAAUGUAGCUGCGCUUACCUCCACCACACCAGCAGGGGGCUCCACCAACCAGGUGCAGGGAGA